CUAGAUCAGUUAUGUCUUUAAGAUCAUAAUGAAUAAGAGAGAGGAGAGCUGGUCUAGGAUCAGUUAUGUCUUUAAGAUCAUAAUGAAUAAGAGAGGGGGGAGCUGGUCUAGGAUCAGUUAUGUCUUUAAGAUCAUAAUGAAUAAGAGGGGGGAGCUGGUCUAGGAUCAGUUAUGUCUUUAAGAUCAUAAUGAAUAAGAGGGGAGAGCUGAUCCUAGAUCAGCAGUCUGACACGCUCUCUGAAUAAUACCGGCCAUAGGCUCUGAUUACCAGCUUCCUGUUGAUGCAGUGCAGAGACCAUGGAGCAGACUAUUUGUUCACAACACAGAGAGAGAGACGAGACACACUGAAGAGAUCUGGGAGACAAGAGGUCUCCAACUGAUUGGCUAAGAACUAUAAUCAAUUUAAUAAUUGAUUGUCUCUGAUAUGCACUAGCGAGGACAGCACACAUUCCACCGAGAGACCCGGGUGCUGCUGAUCGACAUCGAUAACCGGCAUCAAACUCUGGUGUGUUCGUUAGGAACCAAACGAAACAAAACAGGGAGGGACCUACCUGAAUUUGUCUGAAAGUAAUUGGUUUUCAUCAUAAAAUGUUCUGAAUUCUGAAUGUUUUUGCUACGGUGUGUGACUAAUGAAUACACCCCUUGAACUCGUGCGACUGAUGUUAUCUAUGUAAAGAGUUCUCCGGCUCUAUUCACUCUGGUCAACCUCCUUGAUUGGAUUUACAAAUAACUCUGUGAGGACUUGUUACCACUCCGCCUGUCUGCUAAAAGAUAUUCUCCUGCUGAGAAGACUAAACCUCAUAGAGGUUGAGAAAAAAAAAAACGAGCCUGAUAUCCUCUCCUCGUCUCCUUGGACACCUAACGAUAACAAGCCUGAUAUCCUCUCCUCGUCUCCUUGGACACCUAACGAUAACAAGCCUGAUAUCCUCUCCUCCUCUCCUCGUCUCCUCGGACACCAACAACAGUGAAAGUCAAGUCUAGUUGAUUGUCGUUCCUGUAUCCUAAACAUGUCUCCAUCGAAGUCUGUGGAGGCUCCUCUCUCCAGUGGGCAGUCUGCGUCUGGUCAGUCUGUGCCUGCUCCUCUGUCCAUCUCCUUCUCUGGAUCGGGGUUCCUGGCUACGUACCAGUUGGGUGUGGCCCAGAGCAUGCUGGACCGGUCCCCCUGGGUGCUGCAAGCAGCCCCUAAGGUCAUGGGGGCCUCAGCCGGGUCCCUGGUGGCUGCUGCCGUAGUCUGUGGAUCCAGUCUGGACGCGGUGCGUGAUGAGAUGCUGCGGUUUGCCCGUCAGAUGAAGGGCCACUUCCUGGGGCCGCUACACCCUGCGAGGAACGUGUCUGUGUGGAUAGAACGUAUGGUGCGCCUCUUGCUCCCGGCCGACGCCCACAUCAGGGCCAGCGGACGCCUGGCCGUCGCCAUGACGCGCAUCCCAGAUGGACAGAACAUCUUGGUGUCAAAGUUCACGUCCAGAGAGGACGUGGUGCAGGCGCUGUUGUGCGGUUGCUUUCUGCCUGGGUACUGUGGUAUACAGCCACCAAGUUACAAAGGAGUGCAUUACGUAGACGGUGGAUUCUCCAGUAUGCAGCCGACCAACUCCUGCCCAAUUGGCCACACCCUCACUGUGUCUCCGUUCGCUGGUGAGACGGACAUCUGCCCUAAAGACCCCGCCCCACUCUGUGACAUCGUGGUGAGAGGAGCGCACCUCCACUGCAGUGUUGUCAACGGUUACCGGAUGCUAAACGCCAUCUACCCCUACAACUGGGAGGCUAUGGAAAAGGCCUACCACAGUGGAUACAGAGACGGCCUUCACUUCCUACAAACCAGUGACCUGGUCCCAUGUCUGCCUCUUCUUAGCACCCCAUCAGAGCCUCACUUCUCACCUCCUCCUGAUGGAUGGACAGAUCUGGAGACAGACCUGGAGGAGGAGGAGGAGGAGGAGGAGGAGGAGGAGAAAGAAGAGGAGGAACAGAUAGAGAGGAGGAAGAUGAAGAGAUGGGAGCAAAAGGAGGAUGAGAUAGAGGAGUAUGAUGAGGAAGAGGAUGAGAUGAAUGUGUGGUCCUCUCUGACAGAGACCAGUCAGAGAAACGGUUAUCUUGAAGGGGGAGAUCUACCUUGGCAUCUGACAAGCCUGGAGCACGCCAUGUACCUAGCCCUGCCCACCUGGAUAAACACAGCGUUGCUAUGCAACAUCACAGGGUUGCUGUGGACUCACCCCCUACUCCGUGUGAUGUCAUACCUGCUCCUCCCCUUCAUGGUGCUACUCAGCUUCCUGAUUGAAAAAACACACAGGAUGGGAGUUUUAGGGUUCUGGCUGUGGCAGGAUCUACGCCAGAUCACCUUCUAUAUCACGGACAUCUUCGUCUCCAACCUCCGCAGAAACCUACAGGACAGGGUACUACCUCCUCUCUUCCUGCCCACGAUGACAGAGGUGCGGGCGGAGUACGAGGGUCUGGGAGAGACCCCCCAAGAACAGACGUGUUCCACCCUCCGCCUCUCCUCUUUCUCAUCCCCCUCUCCGUCCUCUCCUCCCUCACCAGACUCCAACCAGUACACAAUCUUACUCCGCUUGGAUCUGGAGCGAGGGGAUGUAGAGAGGGAGGGAGAGGAGGAUGUGGAGACAACCCCCACCAUACCUCUCUAUCCUGGGCUGAAAGAGGGGAGGAUGAAGAGAGAGAGACCUUUGUUGACCCCCCUGGCACCCCAUCCUAAUAAAGCAGACCUUGCUUGACC
Messenger RNA from Salvelinus fontinalis (brook trout), 2725 nucleotides. RefSeq names its product patatin-like phospholipase domain-containing protein 2. Bases 1008 to 2723 code for a protein of 571 amino acids. Gene Ontology annotation, molecular function: triacylglycerol lipase activity. The record is from RefSeq and is a predicted model, not a curated record. Lineage: Eukaryota; Metazoa; Chordata; Actinopteri; Salmoniformes; Salmonidae. The transcript has 9 exons. Gene Ontology annotation, cellular component: lipid droplet; membrane; cytoplasm. Gene Ontology annotation, biological process: lipid homeostasis; triglyceride catabolic process.